GAGGGGGGGGGGGUAUCACCCUGCUAUUUUUUGCCUACCCCAGUACAGUACAGUACAGUACAGUACAGUACAGAAUCAGCUCCAAAGGCUACCAUUGGUAUGAUUAGAUAUCGAAAAAAGAUAAGAUGAUUUAUGGAGUGCUGGAGAUGAAAAACUCUGUUGAUAAAGUUUGGACUGGGGAUAAAAAAUAGUAAUACUCAUUAUACUGAUGUCAUUUCCAAGUUACACCAUAAUUGGAUUCCCUGUACAUUUAAUCUUAAGAACUGUGUAUAUUUUGAAGACCACUUUUUUAUUUGUUACGAAAUUUGCAAUCUGAAUUUCCACUGUGAGGAAAAAUGCAUUUGUGAACAGGGAUAUUUACAUCUGACUUCAAUGAAUCUGAGGCCAUAAUUUGGGUAGUUAAAGACAAUACUGUGCAUGGUCCCUUUAAAUGUAAGCCAAUCUUAGUAUGCUUUUUAUCAAAAUAAAAAUGAGGGAUGUGGAGAAGAUGCACCUACCACCCAUAUCUUCAAACUUUUGUUCAAAGUUGAAAAAAAAAGAAAGAAAUGGGUAUUAUUUAUGGUAGUUAAAGCCAUCUUCAUCAGUUCCAAACAAUUGUUUAUGAGCAGCAUGAGUAUUGUGUUGUCAAUGAUGACAAUAUUGUCAUAUUGCCUGAAUCACCAAACAAACAUCAAAGAGUCAAUGUUCAUCUAGAUAGUUGACAAAAAGCCAAAUGUUGUUUUAUAUUAUGGUAGUUUGGUUCCUUCGGACUUGAUAGUUUGAGAAGUUUUUAGCUUUCUGAUUAGUACACUAAAUAAUCUUGUGUUUCAUAAAAUGAUAAUGUGUUUGCAAAUAAUAUGCCAAUCUACCUACAAGUUGAAGACAAAGAAAAACUGCCAUUUUAAUGAUUGUCUGCAGUUAUCUUAUCAGGUUCACUUCCCAAGAGACCAAGCAGCCUCUUCCUCCUUUUCUGCUCAUCUAGUAGUGUGUCUGUUCCUAGUCCCUCAUGUUUUCUGUGCUGUGUAAUCGUGUCUGGUAUGCCGUCUACUUUACCCUGCUGCACCCCAUGCUGAAGUGGUUGCUGCGGAAGGUCACAGGGAAGUGUGAGCUCCUAAGAAUAUGCUAUGGGGAGCAGGUUGGUGCUCCAAGAACACGAGCUAUUGAAAAGUCAUUAAAACAUUCCAAGUUCCAAGCAUUGAAGCGUCUGCUUACAGACAAUCAUGUGAACAUAGAUCAGGCAGUAGAACAGAUCCUCAGCAUCAAGUCCAUCACAGUGGAAGUCCACCCGCAGUUCCAACCUACAAUCCAUAUAUGUCUCACACAGAUCUGUGGCUACAGAGAAUUCAUCACAGAACUGGAGAGCGUUAGGAAAACACCAUACUCAUCAGAGAACAACAGACAUGAAGAAAUGUUACUUGAGUUAUGGCGGAAGCUGAUGCCAGACGUUCCUCUCCAGUCCAGAUAUAACAGGCAGUGGGGAGACAUUGGCUUCCAAGGUGACGACCCCAUGACAGACUUCAGGGGAAUGGGACUCCUGGGACUACAAAAUCUUCUGUAUUUUGCCACGCAGCAUAACUCCACGGCAAGACAAGUGUUGGCUCACUCACACCAUCCUCAGUAUGGGUAUUCUUUUGCUAUAGUUGGUAUUAACCUGACGGGGGUGGCUCAUCAGUUGUUGAUCUCAGGAGCUCUCAAGACACACUUCUACAAUGUGGUACAGGGCAAACCUAAGCUAGAUCACUUCCAUCAAGUAUAUUGCUAUCUUUUCCAUGAAUUUGACAAGUUCUGGCUUGCAGAGAAGCCCCACAUCAUGGAGUUCAACAAAGUAAAGGCCAAGUUUGCUAAAAGGAUUGUAAUGCAUCUGAAGGACAGAAAUGCCACUUUAUCUAUGAAGUGUGUCACAAGUGAGGCUAAGUGACUGUCAUUCCUUGAGUACGGCACUCUAUGAAGUACAGAUGGGCAGUAACACAUGUCCCCCCAGCUCGGUGUCACCAGCCUCGCUGACUUCAAAUGACAAUCAGAAAAUAUCUUUUUAUUUGGUGACACUGGUAUAACAGCACGUCAGCGUUGUGAAGCUGUGGUUAUGUGCAUGUGUGUAUCAUUACUUGUGCUGCAGUCUGCUUGGAAGAGGAAUCGCUGGUUAUUCCGUCUUUAUCUUCUCCUGCUAGGAGAGCUGAUACCAAAGAGGUUAACCAAUAUUUAGGUCCUUCACUGUAUUCUCUUGUUCAUGGUGUAAAGCAAUCGCUGUCAGUGAUGUGAUGGAAGGUGGUCAGUAAGUACUGGACAUUGUCCAGUCAGUGAUAAAUGCAGGAGACCUAGCCCUGUGUCUUUGUGCUCUGGCAAAGUAUGGUAUGGUCUUGGUGUUCUUCCUGAAACUAAUAAUGCUGCUAAGACAUACAUUGCUAAGAAAAUCUCCAAAGCUAUCACAUCUCCAGAGUUAUCACAUUUUUAUAUUUAUUUUCAUUGUUUUAUCAAAUCACGAUGGAGUUAAGGAUGUAUUGCUGUAACAGUUGUUUAGUUUUGGGUGAAAAACAUGUCACAGGACCCCUAUCUCUGUGCACCUCAAUGACUAAGCACCUGCUGUAACUACGGAUGUACGUGGAUAUGUGCCCAGUUGUGCUACUUGCUAUGUGAUCAGCAGUGGUGUAGAUUUAAACUGUUUCCCUAAGUACAAUCUCUAUGUAUUCAGUGUCACAGGAAUGCAGUUGUUUGAGAGUUGAUGAAAGAGCACAUUUGGAUGGUCAUCUAAACCUACGCGUUUUGAAGUAAGAGCAGGAGAGAUUAAUUCAUUGUCUGUUUAUUUUGUUCAUUGCUUGUAUGAUCACUUUUUAUAAUCAUGUUUAGGAUGUUAAGGAUGAAAUGAAACACCACACAGAGAAGGGAAUCUCAACUUCCAGUCUUAUCUUCCAGUCUGUUCGGAAGUUGAGGCACCAUUGUCAAACAGGUUCGAUAAAAUUUUGUAUUAAAGAAUAUUUAUUUAUAUUUCACUGAAGAAGGCCAAAAAAGAAGCAAAGUGUUGCUUUGAUGUAUCACUAAUGAAAUUUUUGACUCCAGCCAAUGUAGUGAAGACUUUUAUUUGCAAACAUUACAUUUUUAUCGUUGUUUAUUGUAUAAUACAGUUUAGACAUUGAACAGUGCAAUAGAACUUUGUGUAAGGUCCUGCAUUCAGUGUGCAGGAUUGACAAUUACUACCACAUGUUCUUAGAAAAAAUUUAUUAAAAAAACCCUAGAAAUGUCACUUUGAGCA
Messenger RNA from Lingula anatina, 3226 nucleotides. RefSeq names its product ELMO domain-containing protein 1. NCBI's taxonomy places the organism in Eukaryota, Metazoa, Brachiopoda, Lingulata, Lingulida, Lingulidae. Gene Ontology annotation, molecular function: GTPase activator activity. The record is from RefSeq and is a predicted model, not a curated record.